Molecule: messenger RNA, 1749 nt
Organism: Eublepharis macularius
Lineage: Eukaryota; Metazoa; Chordata; Lepidosauria; Squamata; Eublepharidae
Gene: GYG1
Product: glycogenin 1
Exons: 7
Coding region: 84-1097 (337 amino acids)
Cellular component (GO): cytoplasm
Molecular function (GO): glycosyltransferase activity
Source: RefSeq, a predicted model, not a curated record
CUCAGGCCAAGGAGGGAGAGUAGCCGCGAUUGCAGCAUCUGCGAAGCGGGUUCGCGCACCUGGCCAGAGCAGCCGCCGGCACCAUGGCAGAUCAAUCUUUUGUGACACUAGCUACCAACGAUUCUUAUGUGAAAGGAGCGCUUGUAUUGGGGUCAUCUCUACGUAACUCCAGAACAACAAAGAGGCUGACAGUACUUAUAACUCCUCAUGUGUCUGAUGCAAUGAGGCAAGUCUUGGAAAAAGUCUUUGAUGAAGUAAAACUGGUGGAUGUGUUGGAUAGCGGAGACUCGGCCCAUCUUGCAUUACUCAAAAGACCUGAGCUUGGUGUUACAUUGACAAAACUCCACUGCUGGGAACUGACACAUUAUUCAAAGUGUGUGUUCAUGGAUGCUGACACAAUGGUUUUGUCCAAUAUUGACGAACUGUUUGAAAGAGAAGAGCUUUCUGCAGCACCAGAUCCCGGCUGGCCAGACUGCUUUAAUUCUGGAGUUUUUGUCUUCCGGCCUUCCAUUGAAACAUUCAAUCGGCUAUUAGAACUUGCCACAGAAAAAGGCAGCUUUGAUGGUGGGGACCAGGGAUUAUUAAAUACCUUUUUCAGCAGCUGGGCAACAACAGACAUCAGCAAACAUCUGCCUUUUAUUUAUAAUCUAAGCAGUAUUUCAAUCUACUCCUACCUCCCAGCAUUUAAAGCGUUUGGGACAAAUGCAAAAGUGGUGCACUUCCUGGGAAGAAUGAAACCAUGGAACUACUCGUAUGACUUCAAAUCAAAAAGUGUCAAAGAUGAUUCACACGAUCCCACGAUGGUUCAUCCAGAGUUCCUCAACAUGUGGUGGGAUGCCUUUGUCACAGAUAUCUUGCCGUUACUGCAGCAGCAUGGCGCCAUUAAGGACACAGCCACUGGUGUCAAGGCGGAAGAGGUCGCAGAGGCAGUGUCCCACCUGUCACUUUCCUCUACAGAACUGGCACCUUCACCACCAUCACCACCGACCAUGUCUUCAGAAGAAAGGAAAGAGCGAUGGGAACAGGGCCAGGCUGACUACAUGGGAGCAGACUGCUUUGAUAACAUCCAGAAAAAACUUGACACCUACCUCCAGUAGAAGCACUUGUAUCUGCUUGACAGACAUCAGCAAUACGAGGACUUGUUCCAGAGCUGUAGCAACUAAGAAAAGUCUGAUAGGUGGUCAGUUAUACUUGUUAGCAGCUCUGCCACUGCUCAGCUAAAGGUUGUUGCACUCUCACAUGUAAGAACUGAGCAAAAGCUGUUUAAGUAUCAGUCCUUGUGCCAAUAUGUGUGCCCAACAGCCGUAUCUUUUCCUGUUGCACCAAACCUAAUGCUGUACACUCUAUAAAGAACUCAUUGGGAACAAGGCACAUAACUGGCUUGAAACGUACUACUUAGACCUAUAGGACUGUGCUUUACCUCUUCUCUCCCCUCCCCAGAAAACUCUAUAUUUUUUGCUUGCUAUAUUAAAUAAUGGCUAGAAGUUAAGGCAGCUACAGUGAAAGGGGAGGGGGCUUGCAGAAAGGACAAAAUAUGCAACAUCUGACUUGAGACAGUACUGCUAUUUAUUCUGCCGAUUUCCAGCCAUACUGCAGAUUCUGACCAGAUUUCUAUGCACAGUUCCUACAGCAUGGCAAAAUGCUCUUGUUCAGUUCUGUGUACUUCUUGGGACUAGUGAAAAAAAGUUGCUGAACCGUUACCUGUAAUCACACUGAAAAUACAAAAUAAAAAGUCAUGGUAAACUUCCA